UAUAAGGAGCUUCGCCCGCCCGUAAGCAACCUGCAUGAAACCGUGUAUAUGAUUAAAAAAACGGUCAAGGCGAGUCCCCAAUAUUCCUGUAAACAGGGAAUCCUCCUUAUGACAGGCAUCCAGUACCUCACCCGUGAGAUGGAAAUUUGGAGCGAAUUGGAUCAUCCCCACAUUCUCAAGUUCCUUGGUUUUGCCAUUGAAGGGGUCGGGUGCGAUGUAAAGGGUGUAUUGAUUUCUCCUUGGUGCUCAAAUGGGAGCAUACUUGAGUAUCUACAGAAGAACCCAGACUCAGAAAAGAUUAAUUUGGUGAGCGGUAUCGCAAAAGGACUGGACUAUUUACAUCACCGGAUGCCAGCCAUUAUUCAUGGUGAUCUUAAGCCUGCAAACGUUCUCGUUAGCGAUGACCACAACGCAAUACUAUGCGAUUUUGGCUUAUCUCGCUUCAGCAGUGAACUCUCCACCGGUCAAACGUCCUCAGCCACCAAUUUCACAAUCAGGUUCGCCCCUCUGGAGAUAUUGGAUGAGAAGAGGAAGAGCACUGAAAGCGACGUCUACUCAUUUGCAUGUACAUGUAUUCCGGUGAGUCGGAUACCUUUCUUGCUGAUGUAG
Molecule: messenger RNA, 609 nt
Organism: Cantharellus anzutake
Lineage: Eukaryota; Fungi; Basidiomycota; Agaricomycetes; Cantharellales; Hydnaceae
Product: kinase-like domain-containing protein
Exons: 3
Coding region: 49-609 (186 amino acids)
Biological process (GO): protein phosphorylation
Molecular function (GO): protein kinase activity; ATP binding
Source: RefSeq, a predicted model, not a curated record